AUGUCAACCGACGCGGAAAAAAUAUACGGCGCAAUGGAAAACUCAUCAUCCAACGAGGAUGGGCCCCGAGUGGGCGACAACAAGGCAGUUCUCGUCAACGAAGAGGGGCUCACUGACCUAGAGACUGUAUCCACAGGUAGUGUCAAGCCUCUUGAGACCGCUGAAGAUAUCGUCACACAUGUCAUCCAAGUUGAUGAUGAUCCUUCGAUGAAUCCAUGGACAGCUCGCAUGUUUAUUGUCGGCAUCGGAUUGUCUGCCUUUGGAGGCGUUUUGCAGGAAAUCAUGUACUUCAAGCCCCAGGUCGUAUACGUGUCUGUCAUGUUCUUGACAGUCCUCGCCGAGACGCUCGGAACGGGUCUAGCACAUAUCAUCCCCAGAAAGGGAGCCAUCGGACGCUUUCUCAACCCACACCCCUGGAACCGAAAGGAACAUACUGCCGCCGUUCUCAUGGCAUCGGCGGCGUCCGUCUCGGCCCUGUCGACUGAGGCUUUGUCGGUACAGAAGCUGUGGUAUGGAGGUUACCCCAACCAGGCCGCAGGCAUCUUCAUUACCCUCUCUUCCCAACUAAUCGGGUAUGGGAUCGCGGGUAUGAUGAGGACUGUUCUCCUCUACCCGACCAAGAUGUUGUAUCCUGCCAACCUUCCCAUCACGACAGUUAUGGAGACCCUACACAAGCCCAAGUCAGAGACCAGAAAACGAUUCCAAGUCUUUUGGAUCAUUUUUGUGGCCAUUUUCGUCUGGGAAUGGUUCCCUGAGUAUAUCUUCCCGCUCCUCUCGGCUGUGUCCAUCUUCUGCCUCAUCGAUCGAAACAACCUUGUGUUCACAAACCUCUUCGGCGGCUCACAGGGUAAUGAGGGUAUGGGUCUUCUGAGUGUUUGCUUCGAUUGGAAUUAUAUCGCCGGCUUCGGAUCACCCCUAUGGAUGCCACUGCAGACUCUGUUCAACAGCUUCAUCGGUUAUCUUGGAGGCAUCGUCAUUUCCAUGGGUCUCUACUACAGCAACAUUUGGAGAGCCAAGGAUUUCCCUUUCAUGUCGCAACUGCUUUACGAUGGGAGUUCCAACACAACCAGUUCCAACCCAUACAACGAAACUGCCAUCAUGAAUCCCGACUUCACCGUGAACAACAAGGCAGUUGAUGAGGCAGGUCUCCCGUACCUGACGGCAACAUAUGUUAACUAUCUCAUCACGUCAAACGCCGGGCUGACUGCUACUUUGGUACACAUGCUCCUCUGGAACUAUGCGGAAGUCAGCUUGGGAUGGGCAUGGAUCACCGUUGCCAACCUCAAGAAGUUGCUACGCCCCGACAACUACUAUUUCUGGAGACAGACUGGCCGUCGUACCGAGGAGGAAAAGUCCAAGCUUCGGGAUGACCCGACCAUCGAUCCUCACUACAAACUCAUGCUGGAUUACGACGAAGUUCCAAACAGCUGGUACUUCCUCAUUUUUGCUGCCAGUUUCAUCAUCGGCCUUGUGUGCUUGUACGUUAUGAAGUCUACACUUCCAUGGUGGGGCUUCAUUCUGGCAACUAUCUUGUUGGGUAUCUUCCUAGUCUUCUUUGGUGCCCAGUAUGCCAUCACUGGGUUUGGUUUCAACCUUCAGCCUAUCUUCCAGAUGCUUGCAGGCUACAUGUUUCCGGGUCGCCCUUUGGCAAACAUGUACUUCACAUCCUAUACCUAUAACGCUCUCACGCAGGGCUUCCUUCUGCUUCGCGAUCUUAAGCUCGCCCAACAAAAUAAGCUAUCUCCUAAGGCCACUUUCACUACACAGGUCAUUGGUUGCAUCCUUGGAGCUCUUCUUAACUACGUGAUGAUGAUCAGUAUCGUCGACAACCAAUCCCCCAUUCUCAAGUCAGCUGAAGGAACCAACAUCUGGUCCGGCGCCCAGAUUCAACAAUUCAACACCCUGGCCAUCGCUUGGUCCAUCGCCCCGAAGAUGUUUUCCAUCGGAGCUCGUUACCAAUGGGUCACGAUCGCCUUCUUCAUCGGUUUCCUCGCCCCGUUGCCAUUUUACAUCAUGCAUCGGCUUUUCCCCAAGUCAAAGAUCUGGCCAUACUUGAACUCUUCUAUUAUCCUCUGGUAUCUCGGUUACCUCUUUGUCGGACUCAAUGCUUCUAUCACAAGCUACUACAUUUUGGGUGCUUUUGGUCAAUUCUAUCUUCGACGAUACCGGCCAAAGGCGUUCGUCAAGUGGAAUUAUCUUGUGUCUGCGGCACUAGAUGGCGGUACUCAGGUCAUGGUCUUUAUCGCUACUUUUGCGGUUUUUGGUGGUUCUGGGAAGUCGGUGCCAUUUCCUGAAUGGGCGGGAAACAAGCCGGAUAACUUGGACUAUUGCGCUUAUAGCGGUUAG
Molecule: messenger RNA, 2346 nt
Organism: Fusarium keratoplasticum
Lineage: Eukaryota; Fungi; Ascomycota; Sordariomycetes; Hypocreales; Nectriaceae
Exons: 5
Coding region: 1-2346 (781 amino acids)
Biological process (GO): transmembrane transport
Molecular function (GO): oligopeptide transmembrane transporter activity
Source: RefSeq, a predicted model, not a curated record